UUUUCCCCAAGCCACCAAUCAGACUUUGUUGGAUAAAUUCAAGAGGCAGCACGAACGGAACAGCUACAUCGAGUUCCCCGCUGUCAUGGAGCCCGCCUUCAUCAUCCGACACUAUGCUGGCAAAGUCAAGUACGGUGUCAAGGAUUUUAGGGAAAAGAACACGGAUCACAUGCGUCCGGACAUCGUAGCUCUGCUGAAGAGCAGCAAGAACGCGUUCAUCUGCGGGCUUAUCGGCAUCGACCCGUCGGCCACGUUCCGCUGGGCGGUUCUCCGAGCCUACUUCAGGGCCCUGGUGGCUUUUAGAGAGGCUGGAAAGAGACACACACACAAGAAGAUCGGGCAUGAUGACGCUGCUCCCUGUGCAGUAUUGAAAAAAGUGGAUAGUUUUAGCUUUCUGCAACACCCUGUACAUCAGAGAAGCUUAGAGAUCCUGCAAAGAUGCAAAGAGGAGAAGUACACUCCAGAUGAGAGUGAAAAUGUUGUACAAAGUGGUGAUGAAACUGAACAUGGUAUGACCAGGAAGAGUCCCCGAGCUCCACUGUCAGACAUUCAAGGAAGCAACACCAUGAUAGAUAAAUCACCAUGGAACUCUCCGGGGCUUGGCUGGAACGGCCGUGUGGGUCGGCGGAGCUGCAGCUCCUCCAGCAGCUCCACCGCAGAAGAUGACGGUAUCUUUGUGAACUCGGCCAGCAGCAAACUCCUGGAGAAGGCUCACGACAUCCUGAUGAGGAACAAGAACUACAAAUCCAAACCAGUCCUUCCAAAGCAUUUACUGAACGUCAAGUCACUGAAGUACCUCAGCAACCUGACGCUUCACGACCGCAUCACCAAGUCACUGCUUCACCUCCACAAGAAGAAGAAACCCCCCAGUAUCAGCGCACAGUUUCAGGCUUCUCUCAAUAAGCUGAUGGAGACUCUGGGUCAGUCUGAGCCUUAUUUUGUCAAAUGCAUCCGUUCCAACGCUGAUAAGCUGCCCUUACGGUUCGACGAUGACCUGGUGCUGAGACAGCUGCGUUACACAGGUAUGCUGGAGACCGUGCGCAUCCGGCAGUCGGGAUACAAUGUCAAGUACAACUUCAAGGACUUCGUCCACCACUUCAGUGUUCUGCUGCCAGAGGGCACCAAAGCUACCAGAGAGAGCAUCCAGGAAUGUCUGGAUCACUUAGACCUGCAGUCAGAGGGUUUUCAAGUGGGAAAGACAAAGGUAUUUCUGCAGGAGGCUGAGCGUCAGCAGCUGCAGGCCUCGCUCCACCGAGAAGUUCUCCGACUCAUUGUCCUGCUGCAGAGAGAGUUCAGAGCGCGGCUGGAGAGGAAGCAGUUCGUGAGGAUGAGGGAGGCGGCCAUCAGCAUCCAGAAAUGGUGGCGUUCCAACCAGCGCAUCGAGGAGCAGGAGUGUUAUGACCCCCGGGUCGAAGAGGAGGCAGCUCUGUGUCUGCAGACACACUGGCGAGGUUACAUAGUGCGCCGGAGCCUCAAACAGCAGAGGCUUGCUGCUUUGGUUCUACAGAGAGCAUGGAGGUCCUGGUUCUGUCGGCGCUGCUCAGCGGCUCUGGUCGUUCAGACAGCGUGGCGCUGCCAUCGAGCUCGAGAAGCCUACGUACGACGGCGUUGUGCUGUGAUUCAGCUACAGGCUUUUAGUCGAGGGUUCCUCGCCAGACAGAGCUUCGCUAAACUGAGAGAACAGAGACGGAGAGAGGAGGAGGCGCAGCGGCAUGAGAAGCUCCUCCAGCUUCAGAAUGGCCAGGUGAGCGUCUCACCUGAAGAGGAGGAGGAGGAAGAGGAGGAGCCUGACCAAAUCAUGGGGCUGGACCUCAGCACUUGGGAGGAUCGGUCCUACCAGCAACGAGAAAGGAGCCUCCACACCCUCAGCAGCCACAGGCCUGAUGAGAAGGAGGAGGACAAAGAGGAAGAUGAUGACCACUCAAGAGCAACAGAGAGCAGCUCCAGAGCAGAAACUGAAUUUAACAUCUCAGUCCCAACAUCCACCACAGUGGUCCAGGAGAGGAUGAGAACUGUUGAUGAGCUGAGUCAAAAAACUACUCGGGCUAAGAGGGAGAACCGGAGGCUGAGGGAGCUGGAGCAGGCCCAGUUCAGUCUGGAGCUCCUCAAGGUCAGAGCGAACAGUGGUGGAGCUUCGUCGCCCUCUGAGGAGCGGCGCUGGUCUCUGGAGCUGGUGGGACCCACGAGUCCCCCAGUCCAUUCGUCCCUAGGCACACCUGACAGCCAGAGCUCCAAAGGCAGUUUUGAGCUCCUCACUAUGGAUGAGGAGCCUCCCAGAGCUCCGGAGGAGGUGAUGGACAGCGAUGAUCUCCUCUCUCCUGUCUCACCCAUUACUUCAUUUUCAGAUUCUAAUAUAGAGGUUGUCCCAUCAGGCCCAAAGAACACAGAACCUGAUAGAACAAGGCCUUCUGAUACUGUUCCAAGAACAAGCCAGAGCCCGACUAAAGUGGAUCUCUCCGCCCCCCAGCAUCCGCCCAAAAUGGAUAACUACCUCCCCACAUUUUACGUCCCUGCUCACGAAGACAGCACUGCGGUCUCCCAUCAUCAAGCCGAAGAGCCUCAGAGAAACAAAACAGGAGCCGUCUCUACAACCACCAGUGACAUUUUGAAGCCUUUCAAAGAAAGACGGGAGUCGGCACGGCGACCGGUGGUGGUGGUCAUCAGCAUGCAGAAAGAAUCUCCCAUAGGUGAAGAGCUGUGCAGCAACAUCCGUCCUCCUGCAGAAGUCCGGGAUUCUGCAGCCCACACGGGGAAUUUGGUUCCUUCAUCCCAGGAAUCGGCGCCAGUUCCUGUGAAUCAGGUUCCCGUUUCUCAGGCUGACCAGGCGGUCCUGGAGAAGUUGGUGCGCCUGAAUGAAAAGAAAGAAGAGCGGCAACGCAGUCAGCAUCAGCAGAAUGAGAAGGAGAUGAUGGAGCAGAUACGAAAGCAGAAGGAAGCUCUGGAGCAGCAACGGCUUUUCUUUGUUCAGUACGAAAAAGAGAUGUUUGAGAAGCAAAGAGGAGAAGCUCUGGAAAGGAUACAGCAGAGCCGCCAGGGUGGGCAGGACCUCACCAGAACCGCAUCCUCCGUCAAAACCCCCAGACCCAGCUCCCUGUUGAUAGAGAGAACACAGCAAGUCCCACACAGCAGAACCCAGUCAGACUCCACCCCCCCACCGCUGCACUCUCCACCAGCUGAGGACAGUAGUGGCCACCUCCCCAAGCUACCACCUCCUCCUUCAUCUGCCCCCACAGAGAGGCGCAAAGACAGACCUGCUACUGAGGGCUGGGCACCCAAACUCGUCCUGGAGUCGAGAGCUGGAGCAGGAACCAGAGAGAAAACCACUUCCAAGAAGGCCGCAAGUCAACCAGGUUCUUCCGUCGGUACAAAAGAUAAACCAGGCAGCAUCUUCUUCUCUCCACAUGACAAAGAGAUGUUUACAUCUUUUAAUGAUGCAGCCAUUAAAGAAAGAGCUGCAGUUGCUCCCCGAGCAGGACCUGUUCCGGCUGAAAAACCCUCCAAAGGAGCAAAAGCAAGAGAGGUUGGAAGAGUGGGCCAAAAAAAGAAAGCCAGAAUGGCACGGACCCGUUCCGACUUCCUCACCCGCGCCCCCAGCCUCUCAGCUGGGGGCGAUUCAGAUGAGGAUGACUACGAUGGCGACAGCCUCGCCAGCCCCCGUCAUUUCACUCUACCCCUCGCCAAACAGAACUCCACGGAGGCGGGCUUGAGAGAGUCCUGUUUCAGUGACUCGGACAUGCCUGCAAGUUCUGAGGCACAGAAGAAGUUGCACAAAGCCAUGUCGUCAGGAGAUCUGGGUAAAGUGGACUCUAUGCGCAAGAAUUCACAAGAUGGAAGCAGGGUUCGAGGUAAGAUGCGUUUCUGGGGCAAAUCCAAGUACGGGGAUAAGAAAUCCUCCAGAGAAAAGCUGAUUUGUGGAAGUGAUUCCCUCGAUGGAUACUAUGGAGACACUGGUCCACUUCUAGGGGAAGCUGGCCAGGAAAACAUGUCACCACCCUGCAGUCCCGAUUCCAUCCCGGAUCGUGGGAUCCGGGACCCGAAGGAGAGCAAGGAGCUGUCUCCCAAAGUGAAGCGAAGGCGCAGCGUUAAGAUCAGCAGCGUGACCCUGGAGCCGACUCAGUGGCAGAACGAUUCGCUGCAGAUCCUCACCUCCCUCGGCGACUACAGGAGCAUGAAUGAUUUCCUCAUAAAGAAGAUUAAUGACUUGGACACAGAGGACAGUAAGAAGGACACCAUGGUGGAUGUAGUGUUUAAAAAGGCUCUUAAGGAAUUUCGUCUAAACAUCUUCAACUUCUACUCCACCGCUCUGGCAAUGGAUGAUGGAAAAUGUAUCCGCUACAAAGACCUCUACGCCCUGUUUGAGCAGAUCUUGGAGAAAACCAUGCGACAGGAGCAGAGGGACUGGAGGGAGUCCCCCGUCACAGUGUGGGUCAACACCUUUAAGGUUUUUCUGGAUGAGUUCAGGACUGAGUACAAGUCCUUGGACAACCUCAGCAAGCAAGUUCCUAAGCCUGAACGCAAAAAAAGAAGGAAUAAGGACGCAGACAUCGUGGAGGAGCAUAACGGCCACAUCUUCAAAUCCACCCAAUAUAACAUCCCCACUUAUUGUGAAUACUGUUCCUCUCUGAUCUGGAUGAUGGAUCGGGCCUGUGUGUGCAAAUUGUGCCGGUACGCCUGCCACAGGAAGUGCUGCCAGAAGACAACCACUAAAUGCAGCAAGAAGUUCGAUCCAGAACUUUCUUCCAGACAGUUUGGAGUGGAAGUUUCUCGCCUCACCACAGAGGAGAGGACGGUUCCCCUGGUGGUGGAAAAGCUGAUCAACUACAUUGAGAUGCAUGGCCUCUACACUGAAGGAAUUUACAGAAAACCUGGCGCCGCCAACAAAAUUAAAGAGCUGAAGCUGGCGCUGGACACGGAUGUGGAAAACAUGAAUCUGGACGACUACAACAUCCACGUCAUUGCCAGUGUUUUCAAGCAGUGGUUGAGAGACCUGCCUAGUCCGCUCAUGACAUUUGAGCUGUACGAGGAGUUCAUACGUGCCAUGGGUUUGCAGGACCAAAAAGAGAAGAUUAGAGGGGUUUAUUCUGUUAUUGACCAGCUCAGCAGAACUCACCUCAACACUUUGGAACGCCUCAUAUUUCAUCUUGUCAGGAUCUCCUUGCAAGAAGAAACGAACCGGAUGUCAGCGAACGCCUUGGCUAUAGUCUUUGCUCCCUGUAUCCUUCGCUGCCCCGACACCACCGACCCUCUGCAGAGCGUCCAGGACAUCAGCAAGACAACAGCGUGUGUAGAACUUGUCAUUUGUGAACAGAUGAGUAAAUAUAAAGUGCGACUAAAGGACAUCAACACCCUGGAGUUUGCUGAGAACAAGGCCAAGAGCAAGCUGACCCUCAUUCGACGAUCAAUGAGACCAGUACUAAUAGCUGUUAGGUUUAUGAGCAUAGCACACAUUAUGGGCAAAGGUCAGGUGCGGCGGUUGAACUACCAAACUCCUUCACCUCCCGUCAGUCCUCGGCUGCCACCUAUGGUCGACGAAGUGAGAGAAGAGAACGGUGGUGAGAAGGGGGCGGCGUCUCUCACUGACAUCUCUGAACAUCAGCAGGCAGCCAUGCAGCAGGAAGAGAGAGUGCUGACUCAGCAAAUUGAGAGCCUGCAGAAAGAGAAAGAGGAGCUGACUUUUGAGAUGUUGGCUCUGGAGCCUCGGGCGUCAGAUGAUGAGACCCUGGAGUCUGAGGCCUCUAUCGGGACAGCAGACAGCUCUGAAAACCUCAACGUGGACUCUGAAGAAACCAUUUCAGAUUUCUCUGAAAGAGGACCAGGAAUGACUUCCCAAUGGCCCCUUAGAUCAGAUGGAAAGAGUCACCGCCGACGCACACACUACCCUCAGCCUGACAAUGUGGACUCCGUAGACUCCUGCCCCACUGUUUCAUCCUACUCCUCAUCUUCACACUUCCACCCAUCAUCAUCAUCUUCCACCUCUGCUGCCUCCAGACGGCUUCGGUUCCAGUCCAAGACUCACGGCCAGUCUCAAGCCCAGUCCGUGAACGCACCUCAGUCCCCUCGGUCCGACAGCUUUGACAGCAGCCCCACAGGAGAGCAGCAAGGCCCCUUCGAUGAGAGGCCUCAGUUUACCAGCCGCGGCACAUACAAUCCUGAGAAGGGUAAACAGAAACUUAAAGGAGCUAAGCCCUCAACAGGUAGGCACACGAGAGACAGCGGAGACCUCAGUGGGGACCCCCCUGACUUACCACAGCACUUGGUCUUAUACGGUAAUAAUGAAUUCAUGGUAUGAAGGACAUCUGGAAGCCAUAGUUCAGCUCCCAAACAAAUAGAAUCAUCAGGAGGUGACAUUAAGCCACCUUAUCUACACUCCUCAGAACACUCAUGCUUUACCCCUUCUUGUUGAAUCCUGUGGAAAACGUGCCGUGCACGGUGCUUCCCCCUCCGCAUGGAGGGUGGUGUCCUGCUAAGGGACAGAAAUCAGGAAAGAGCUUCUGUUGCCACUCAUGCUUUCACAGUGCCUUGGCAGCUCUGUUCUCAGCACCGAGAGGAGCUACACUGAGCAGCAGGACAGAGAAAAGGGAAUGUUGGAAUAUGGAGAAGGCCGCUUCGCAUCAGGGAACGUAGCCGAUUUGGAAAGCUGGAGAGGGGUAAAUGAGAAGAGACCAUCAGGCGUCACUGAAGUUCCAGUGGACUUAAGCUCAGAAUAAUUAGCUGCUUCUUUGAGUUUACAGUUCAAUCAGUGUAAACAGUUGAUGUUCUGGUAUUACAAGAUGAUUUUCCUUUAUUUAAUAAAUUUUAAUAUCACAGAAAUGCUUUAUAACGUAUAAUAUACAGGUAUAAAUACUGUACAAAGCUGGAACACCAGCCUAUGCUGGGUCGUUGAAGUUAAAUCUUUAUAUAUAUUUUCGAGUAUCCUGGAUUAGGAUGUUCAGAUUUGCGCGCUGUGUGUGUGUGUGUGUGUGUGUGUGUGUGUGUGUGUGUGUGUGUGUGUGUGUGUGUGUGUGUGUGUGUGUGUGUGUGUGUGUGUGUGUGUGUGUGUGUGUGUGUGUGUGUGUGUGUGUGUGUGUGUGUGUGCGUGCGUGCGUGCGUGCGUGCGUGCGUGUGUGUGUGUGAGAAAGACAAAGACCACUUCAUGUGUUUUAAGUUUGCUGCUUUUUCCCCCAUAAGAGGGAGGUAUCGCCAUCAAAGGGACCAAGUCAGCUGGUGUCCAUUCCAGCCAAGGAGAUCCCAGCUCUGGAAGGAUCUCAGAUGUGUACAAAAUAAAAAUAAAAAUCUGCAUUCUCCUGCUUGACAGCCAUAAAAUAAUUGUAAUGUAUAGUUCCUUUGUACAGCAUAGUGAACAAAUGCCAUUGUUUUUUUGAAAUCUAUUGUUAUCCACCAACUCCUGAAGCCUCCCUCCCCAGCCUGUCUCUGAAGUGUUUGCUUAAGAGCAAUCAAGAAAGAGCAUAAAACCA
Messenger RNA from Nothobranchius furzeri (turquoise killifish), 7454 nucleotides. The record is from RefSeq and is a predicted model, not a curated record. NCBI's taxonomy places the organism in Eukaryota, Metazoa, Chordata, Actinopteri, Cyprinodontiformes, Nothobranchiidae.